AUGGCAACGAAAGUGGAGCUCGACCACCUUGAACUUAAAUUGAAGGAUCAGACAAGUGAAAUUAAUGUGCUUCGUUGUGAGCUCGCCACAGCACAGGCUAACCUGCUACAGCGUGAAGAAGUGAGUCCUUUUGGGAUUGAACAAUUCAAAGAAAAUGAUGAAGACAUUCAGUUUUACACAGGCCUUCCAAGUUAUAACCACUUUCUGUCUCUACUGGAGUUUCUUGACCCAGGGGAAAAUGGGAAAAAUGUAAGGAGAAAUGAAGCUGCAAGCAGCCUUCCAAACAGUGAACAGGCUGGCAGACCUCAAAAGGUCAGCGUGGAGAACAGACUGUUUCUUGUGCUCGUGAAGCUUAGGCUUGGUGUGUUUCACCGGCACCUUUGGCACCUAUUUGGUGUGUCUGUCAGCACUGUUUCAAGAAUUUUUUCGACAUGGGUUGAUUUUAUCUACUUGCAACUGGGGCAGUUGCCACUUUGGCUCUCACGACAGGCAGUGGACGAGAGCAUGCCACUUGCCUUUCAGGACAUGUACCCAUCAACACAUGUCAUUUUGGACGCCACAGAAAUUAAAUGUGACGUGCCCACAUCAUUUGUCACGCGGUCAGGAAUCUACUCUGAUUAG
Molecule: messenger RNA, 621 nt
Organism: Ornithodoros turicata
Lineage: Eukaryota; Metazoa; Arthropoda; Arachnida; Ixodida; Argasidae
Exons: 1
Coding region: 1-621 (206 amino acids)
Source: RefSeq, a predicted model, not a curated record